Messenger RNA from Coffea eugenioides, 354 nucleotides. Its product is annotated as major allergen Pru ar 1-like. The record is from RefSeq and is a predicted model, not a curated record. Gene Ontology annotation, cellular component: cytoplasm; nucleus. The transcript is spliced from 2 exons. NCBI's taxonomy places the organism in Eukaryota, Viridiplantae, Streptophyta, Magnoliopsida, Gentianales, Rubiaceae. Gene Ontology annotation, molecular function: protein phosphatase inhibitor activity; abscisic acid binding; signaling receptor activity. Gene Ontology annotation, biological process: defense response; abscisic acid-activated signaling pathway. Bases 1 to 354 code for a protein of 117 amino acids.
AUGCUGGCUGUUGUUGCGCUGAAUACUUACAAUUGUAGCCAAUUUAAGAGUGCAAAACACGCAGUUGGUGCACUGGACAAAGACAACUUCACUUACAGCUAUACUGUAAUUGAAAGUGAUGCCUUCACCGAUGUGAUUGAGAAAGUAGCUUAUGUUGUCCAAAUUGAAGCUUCUGCUGAUGGAGGGUCAAUCUGCAAAACUAGCAGCACAUACUACACUAAGGCUGAUAUUCUGUUUACAGAAGAACAACUUGAGGGAGGAAAAGAAAAGAUUAAGGCAGGAAAGGAAAAGGCCUUGGCCAUGUUCAAGGCUGUUGAGGCCUACCUUCUUCCAAAUCCUGAUGCAUACAACUGA